AUGACACGACCGCCGCAGCCACGCAUCGAUCUGAACCACGGCUACAUGCGCUUCAUCCGACGCAAUCAGCUCGAUCGUGACGAAUUCGACAAAGUGCACGAGCGGCGGAAAUCCGAGAUUCGGGAGCGGCUCGCCGAGCAGCCGGCUCCGACGCCGACGAGCACAAAGUAUAUUCCGCCGCACUUGCGAAGGCCGACAACGGCGCCGCAGAAGCCCUCCAACAUCUACGUUCCGCCACAUUUGCGACAGAAGCGCGAGACGCCGCCCGGCAGUGUCGCAGGUUCGCUUUUUCUUCGAUAAUUUUUGCAAAAUUUCUGUAAUUUUCCAGCUAGCCGCUCGGUUUCCCGCUCGGAUUCCGACUCACAGGAGGACGAGAAGCAGCGGAUUGCCGACGAUCGCAUUCGGAGCCAAGUGCGGCGGCGGAUCGAACGAACGCACGCGACAGUCGACGAUAUCUGCGUAUCGCUGGCCAAUUACAGCCUCAAAGAGGCGCAAAGGUGCGCUGAAAUCGAGGAUCGGUCGGAAAAUGGCGGAUUUUGCAGGGCGACGCAGAAAAAUAAGGAAGAGGAGGACCUGUUCAUACUCGAAUUGACAUUGCAGACCGGCGAAAAGAAGCUGAUCAGUGUGCCGAGGGUAAGGAGAGAAAAAUUUGCAAAAUGUGGGCCAUUUCUUACCUAAUAACAAUACAUAUCGGCCCUGAAAAUGUUGAUAUUUUGCUGAAAAAAUGGCCUCCAACAGUGCAGACAAAGGCGAUAAAUCAUCGAUCCCACACACCACCCGAUUUAGGUCAUAUCUUUGCGCUUGUCACCCCUCCACCCCGUCAAAAGUGACAUUUUUCACAAAAGCCUUACACUUUUCUCGAUUGCAGAACACUCAGGCGGCGCGUUUGGCCAAAUCGCUGUCGCGCGAGCACAGUUUCGACGAUUCGCAGUGUCGAAAUUUGCGGAUUUUCAUCGAAGAGCAACUCGAAGUGCGAUUGGAGCGCGAGCAAAAGUCGACGGGCGGCUCGGUGAGCUCGUCGAGCUCCACGACGCCCGACUCGUCGAUUCCGACGUCGCCGUGCUCGACGGCCUACUUUUCGACGGCUUCUUCCACCUCCGACUCGUCUCCGUUUUAG
This is a messenger RNA of Caenorhabditis sp. 36 PRJEB53466, 1117 nucleotides long. The record is from the annotation of a GenBank genome assembly. NCBI's taxonomy places the organism in Eukaryota, Metazoa, Nematoda, Chromadorea, Rhabditida, Rhabditidae.